Molecule: messenger RNA, 474 nt
Organism: Hymenoscyphus albidus
Lineage: Eukaryota; Fungi; Ascomycota; Leotiomycetes; Helotiales; Helotiaceae
Source: the annotation of a GenBank genome assembly
AUGGAGAUGAAUUGGAGAGACAGCUACGAUGUCAAGGUGAGUGAGGACCACAUCACUUUAGCAGCGUGGACCGACACGCUAAGCUACUUAGUAAGCGAAACCAAACCCCAUCCAAGGCUACAUCUCAGCCAGCCGACAUCCCUCCUACAACAGCUCUGACAUCAACCACCUCAACUCCCAAAGACAAAUCCAACCACGUCGCGAGUCACAUCAUAUAGUCAGAAUCAAGCAAAGAAUACACAAGGAAAAAUCAACGCUUUUGCGCAGAGUGGAGGGGAGUUUGGAGUCCGCAGCGCCGCCUCGUUGCGCAGUCAAGAUCUGACCAUCGCGACCUCUACACCGCGCAUUGCCUUUCCAAAGCCAGAAUCACGAUCUCAAGUCUGCCGCUGUAUCAUCGCAACGAUUGAGCAUCAUCUAGAAUUCGAGGUGACCUACCGUCCGUUGCACGUCUUGCAGCAGUUGCGAGGUGGUUGA